This is a messenger RNA of Serendipita indica DSM 11827, 1587 nucleotides long. The record is from the annotation of a GenBank genome assembly. NCBI's taxonomy places the organism in Eukaryota, Fungi, Basidiomycota, Agaricomycetes, Sebacinales, Serendipitaceae.
AUGAUCUCGCAGGAAUCCUACGCGGGCCCGCUGUUCAACUCUGUCCGUGUCACAGGCCAGCUUGUCCCGCUUGACGGCACUGACAGCUCGCAGAUUGCGCUCCACGACUCGUACUUUGACAGUGUCGGGACGACGGCCAAGGAUCUGUUUGUCGGCGCACCUGCAGGCCACAACCCCCACGACGGAGCAUCAAACUUUGCCUCUGAGCCGUUCCCGCCGACCUAUCCGCCCCCGUAUCAUCGUCGGAUGAGUGCAGACACCCAGGUCUCGUCUGCAGAUUCGACGACAAACCAGGGCCCUUACUCGUCUUCUCCCGACCACCACAAGCACCAGACUGUCACGCCCGAGAACAAGAUGAGCUCGCUCGUUCUUCCGCCCAUCAACGAUAUCCAGCGCCAGUCCUCGCCAGAGCACUCGGACGGCUCGGCCUCGACGCGUUCUCCGCAAUGGCACCAACAGCAGCAGUAUCAUUCUGUACACACCGUCCCUCUCCAGUACACCCAGAUCCCGCCCCAACAGCAGUUUCCUCCGAUUGACCACUCCCGCUCCCGUCCCCAGCUGCAUAUACAGCCCCCCGAGCACCACAGACUCACGCCUGUAUCCUAUUCGACCCCGACGACGACAUCGACCAUCAACGGCUACUCGACGAGCAGCAGCAACACGUCCUACAACCCUUAUUCGUCCGUCUACCGCCCUCCGCCCCCGCAGGGUAUCGCCCAGCAGCCCCAACAGGCCUAUCGUCCUCCCAUGAUGGCCUCGAGCCAGACUCCGACCAACCAAACCACGCCCGUUGCUGCACCACUGCUCACUCCAGCCACGCUCGCCGCGGCCGUGGGUACGCCUCAGCGUCGCCGUGGAAAGCUCCCAAAGCCCGUUACAGAGUUUCUCAAAAAGUGGCUUCUCGCCCACACGGACCAUCCGUAUCCGACCGAGGAUGAAAAGAAGUGGUUGUGCUCCGAGACGGGUCUGAGCAUGAGCCAGGUCUCUAACUGGAUGAUCAACGCUCGUCGCAGGAUUCUGGCCCCAGCUGCAAAGGCAAACGCAGCAGCGGCAGCGGCUGCAGCUGCCGCCGCUGCGACGACCGGUGGGCCCAUGGGUUCGAGUGCCACCGCCACGACGGCCUCUCCGUACUAUAGUCGCUCGCCCCCCGUCCGUACCGUCUCUGGCUCGAGCUCCGAUGCAUCGUUGGCGGCCAUGUAUGGCAAUGGGAGUUACCCACCUCCGCGUCGCGAGUCGUAUACUCCUUAUCCACACCCUGCUUCGCGUGUGACCAAUGCACAUCACCCGGGUGCGCACCACCAUCAUCAUCAUGGCGGCUACUCGCCGGUUGCGAGUUCGCCAUACCCUCCGAGCACGGCUCCUUCGUUUCCGUCUGCCUAUCACUUUCAGUCUUCUUCGACUUCGUCCUCGACGACCGCUGGUGGUGGAGCUUCGGCGCAUAAUCCCACGAGCUCGCUCGCUCCGUACAGCUCUUCGCCCUUUGACGGCUCUCCGACGACGACGGCUGGCCAACAGCUGCAGGAGCAAGACGCCGUCUCCGAACGCACCAAAUCGCCCGCAGGCGAUUUUGCAUAUGCGCCCCAGUAG